AUGGCGGACGCGGCCCCGGCCCCGGCGCUGCGGGCCCUGUACCGCUGGCUGGACACGGUGCCGCUGUCCCGGCCCCGCAGGAACAUCGCCCGCGACUUCAGCGACGGGGUGCUCGCGGCCGAGGUGGUGAAGUUCUUCUUCCCCUCCCUGGUGGAGUUGCACAGCUUCGUCCCCGCCAGCUCCACCGCGCAGAAACUCGCCAACUGGGGGCACCUCAACAGGAAGGUGCUGAGUAAGCUGAAUUUGCGGGUCCCGGACGAGCUGAUCCGGCAGCUGGUGCAGAGCCAGCCGGGAACGGCGGAGCAGGUGCUGCUGCUGCUGCGGGACAGGAUCGAGGAGAGGCAGGGACGGAGCCACGGCACGGGCGGGGCCGGCCAGCCCCCAGGAGCUCAGGCAGUGCCAGAGGAGAGUGGAUACCUGGACACAGGCCAUCCCAAGGGCAGGAGUGACGUGGGAGGGGGCUACUCCCAGGAGGGCACUGCCAGAUCCUGCAGGCGAAGGUGGAGCGGCUGGAGCAGCUCCUGCUCCUCAAGAACCUGCGGAUCGACGACCUGAGCCGGCGGCUGCAGCAGGGACGGGGCCAGGGACGGGGCCAGGGACGGGGCCAGCAGCGCUGAGGGACCCUCGGGACACCCUCCACCACGGAACGGCCUCCUAGUGCCCCCCAGUGCCCCCCCCGGGCUCCCGCU
Molecule: messenger RNA, 689 nt
Organism: Myiozetetes cayanensis
Lineage: Eukaryota; Metazoa; Chordata; Aves; Passeriformes; Tyrannidae
Gene: SPEF1
Product: sperm flagellar 1
Exons: 6
Coding region: 1-555 (184 amino acids)
Biological process (GO): regulation of cytoskeleton organization
Cellular component (GO): axoneme
Molecular function (GO): microtubule binding
Source: RefSeq, a predicted model, not a curated record